Molecule: messenger RNA, 1782 nt
Organism: Budorcas taxicolor (takin)
Lineage: Eukaryota; Metazoa; Chordata; Mammalia; Artiodactyla; Bovidae
Product: tripartite motif-containing protein 26-like
Molecular function (GO): zinc ion binding; protein binding
Source: RefSeq, a predicted model, not a curated record
AUGGCUGUCCAGAUUGGUGGGACUCCAGUGGUCCAUGAGCUCUUCAAAAUGCUGGGAUUUUCAAAGGGGCAAAGAAGGUCAUUCUUCGUUUUGAGAAGGAGCGCUCUGCAGGGUUUCAGCACUGCAGUCAAGGCCGCUGCCUCUCCUCUGAGGAAACUGGAGGACGAGGUGCUGUGCUCUGUCUGUCUUGACUUCUUGAAGGAGCCCGUUACCAUCGACUGUGGUCACGUCUCCUGCUCUCACCGCAUCAUUAAGGUCUGUGAAUCUGCUCAGCAGCCAUUAUGUUGUUCUCUCUGCAAGACAGCCUUUAAGAAAGAGAAUAUCCGCCAUGUGUGGCAGAUGGCCAGCAUAGUGGAGAACAUCUGGAGGAUGAAAGUAGAUGAGGAGAGACAACCCAAGGAGGACCGACCACUCGCGCAGAGAGCGGAGCAGCUGUGCGGGCAGCAUUUGGAGAAGCUGCAUUACUACUGCAAGGAUGACCAGCGGAUACUGUGUGUCACGUGUCGGGAGUCCCGGGAGCACAGGCACCAGGCUGCGGUUCUGCUGGAGAAGGCUGUGCAGCCUUAUCGGCUAAAAAGCUUGCUGGACCCCAGCUCUGGUAAAAUUCUAAACGAUCUGAAGAUUCUGAAGGGAGACAGGGACAGGAUUCAGAAUUUUCAGUCUACAGGAAAAGAUGAGAUUCAGGCCCUGCUGGCAAAAUUCCAGAGCCACAAGCAAGGCAUAGCAUCAGUGUUUGAGCAGGGCCAUCAGUUCCUGAGAGAAAGGGAGCAGUACCUGUUGGAGUGGCUGGAGGGAAUGGAGCAACAGCUCACUGGAGGGAGGAACAGCCACGUUACCAAGGGCUCUGAGGAGGUCAUCCGGCUGGAGACCCUGAUUUUUUAGUUAGAGAAGAAGGCUCAGCAGCCAGCACUUGAACUUUUGCAGGACCCAAGUGACAGAACAAGCAGAUACCCUCAGAAGAAGUUCUGGAUUGAAAAGCCUAUCAGUCCUGCAAUCAGAAAACGGAUGGAAGAAUUUUCAGAUAAAUGUCUUUGUUUAGAGAAAGGACUCAGAGGAUUCCAUGGAAAAUUGAUGAGGGAUCUGGAAUAUAAGACAAUGAGGAGCAUCCUGAAUUCCCGGCCAGCCAAUGGCUACCUCGCAGUGUCUCCAGAUGGGAAGAGUAUGAUGUUCACUGGCUGGUGGAUGAACAAAUGCCAGCAUGGUCAGCAAUUUGAUCUGGAGCCUGGGGUGCUGGGCAGUAAGGGCUUCACAUGGGGCAGAGUAUACUGGGAAGUGAAAGUGGACAGGAUCUGGUGGGAAGCAGAGGAAGAAGAAGAAACAAUGAGAUACAGGGUUGGAAGCAGAGGUGUGUUUGGCAGUAACGAUCUUGGUGGAUUUUCACGCAUCACUGAUGGGUAUCCUUCUCCUGGAUACAGAGAGGAGAAUGAGGAGCUGGAGGAGGAAUGGUCUCAGGAAAAUAGAAUAUGGCCAAAAUUCUGCCUGGUGGGGGUGGCAAGAGAGUCAGUGGUAAGAAGGGGAUUUCUCAACUUCACCCCCGAGGAGGUCUGGACUCUGCAGCUGUCCUCAGCUUGGGUGUCUAUAUGCAGCAGCCCGGGGCCCUUCCAGAUCCUGUCCUACUGCCCCUGGCAGAUUGGAGUCGCUCGGGAUCAUGAUGGUGGGAAGGUAACCUUUACCAAUGCCAGAACUCAAGAGUUCUAUGAAUUCUCAUCUGCCUUCACUGGGAGAAUUGUCCCUUUCCUGUGGCUUAACUGUAUGAGAUCCAGACUUACACUGAGACCCUGA